Messenger RNA from Microbotryum saponariae, 1006 nucleotides. The record is from the annotation of a GenBank genome assembly. Lineage: Eukaryota; Fungi; Basidiomycota; Microbotryomycetes; Microbotryales; Microbotryaceae.
AUGGGCCGCCCCUCGCGACUCAAACCACGCUUUCCGCGGAUCAAGCCUUCGGACUACCUCGACCAUCCCGAUUGCCCGAAUCAAUACGCCACGAUGCCGCUGUGCCUUGUCACUUUCGGAGGUACGAUCGUCGAUAAAGGAGGACGUAAGAGGCCGAGGAAGGCCAAGACAGAUAUGGAUGCCACUCCCACCACAUCUGCAACGUCAAACGUCGAAACGAGCACGAACCAACGCGUCCCUGUCGCCUCGACCUCAGUCUUCGCCAAUGACCUGAACUUCUCCCACGAUGAUUUCAACGAGGAUUAUCUCAGGGACUUCCCUCUUGCUCAGCAGGCCGAGUACGAAGACCUAGGGGGAAUGGAUCUUUCCAUGGAGCGCUGGGACCCACCCGACCCCGACUUACAACGCCCAACUCACCAGGAACUCGCACAGGAGGUUUUACCAACUCCCCGCGUCUCCGAUCCGCCGGUUGCCGCUAAGCAAGAAGGUUACUUCAAGUUUAUCACACUCGAGCACGAGCAGCGCGAGGGUCAGCGCGCUGCCCUUUUGGGUCUCUGUCUUGAUUUACGCAUAAGCACCAAUGGGCAGUUUCUGCCGCUCGUUUCGAACAGCGACAAGGACGACUUGAACGUUCCUUCACCAUGCCACUGUCAGCACGUGUAUGCUCGCGAGGUGGUCCUGUACGACGGACUGACCGGUAUGUGUCAUGCCAGCUCCGUUCACCGAUUUGCGCGAUGCAUCUUUUCUCGCCGUUGUCCUGGUAUCACUGACACGUGAAACCCCCUCUGCGCCUUGCCUUUCAGUCUAUUCCAAGCAAGUCACGUUCUGCGCUUCCAAUCCGCCCUGUAUUGCGGAAGCUGUACGCCUGGCUCAACUUGGGUUUAUAGCAUCGACCGCUGUCAACCCAGGAUCAGCGUUCUCCUUCCGCAUGAUCCGCCUAGAAAACUCGCGUUGGCGUAACGCCCCUUACGCCCUCACUGGCCACGCUGCAGACUUCGAAGACUAA